Molecule: messenger RNA, 717 nt
Organism: Tetrahymena thermophila SB210
Lineage: Eukaryota; Ciliophora; Oligohymenophorea; Hymenostomatida; Tetrahymenidae
Exons: 1
Source: RefSeq, a predicted model, not a curated record
AUGAAGAUUCUUUAAUGUCAAAAAAAUGAGGAUUAUAAAUCAGUGGAGAGAUAUUUGUUAGAUAUCAUAAAAAUUGAUUAAUAAUUAUAUGGAUAAGCAAGCUUAAAUUUAGCUCAAGUGAAAUAAAGGUUAUUUGAAAACUAAGAACUUUACAUUUAAAAAAUUAUUAAAUUAGAAGGAUAUAAAAGAAGUCAUGAUGAAAAAGAAAUUGCUGGAAGUAGAAGUAUAUAGAAUUUCAACAAAAUUUUAGAUUUAGAAUGUUGUAACUGGAAAUUAAAAGUAUAAAUACAAUUAUGUGAGAAAGAAAUUAAAAAAGCUGAGUCCUUAAAAGAUAAUUGUUAUUUAUUAGAGUAUUUUUAGUGUAUAAAAAACCUGCUUCUAACUUGUAUCUAAAAAAAUGAGUAAAAUAGCUAAAACAAAGAGACUAAUCAAAACCACUCAAAUUUUAGCUAAAUGAUAAAACAUUCUAAAAACAAUAAAGAUUAAAUAAUUGUUCAACAUUCCUCUUCAAAUUAAUUAAAUUAACAUAGCAUAUAAAAAGGUAAAAACUAUUUGGAUGAAUAGAAUGUCAUCGAUGCUUUAUCUAAAAAUAAUAAUUUAUUCAAACCUUUUAAUCAAUGCAAUUAAUCACACGAAAAUAAAAUUCUAAAAUGUUCUCCCAAAGCAACAAUUUACUGUAAGUCUUUAUAAUAAUUAUAGUAAAAUUAGGAUUAAUGA